Molecule: messenger RNA, 1756 nt
Organism: Scheffersomyces amazonensis
Lineage: Eukaryota; Fungi; Ascomycota; Pichiomycetes; Serinales; Debaryomycetaceae
Gene: DIT2
Product: putative cytochrome
Exons: 1
Coding region: 204-1655 (483 amino acids)
Molecular function (GO): iron ion binding; oxidoreductase activity, acting on paired donors, with incorporation or reduction of molecular oxygen; heme binding
Source: RefSeq, a predicted model, not a curated record
GAUUUUUUUUAUUUCUCUACAUGAAGGUGGAAAGUAUAAAAUCUUGUCUUACCGUACAAACAUGGUUACAAAACUUUCAGAGAAUUUUAUAAAUAAGGAAAUGUUAAUUGACUCUCCUCUUAGAGAAAACUUAAAAUAAUUGACUCAAUUUAUUUGGUGCUUAUUUCUUCUUCUUCUUCUUCUUCUUCUUCUUCUUCUUCAAUAUGUAUUCAGUAGAAACUUGGGUCUUGGUGAAGAACAUAGCAAGUAUCGCCAUAGGCUUUUCAGUCUAUAAGAUCCUUUGCAUAAUAUUCCCACCAUUCAAUUUUCCUAAAAAUAUUCCUACAAUUCCAUUUUAUGUUAGUUUUUUAGGUUUAAUUACAAGCUUUGACCAAGAGGAUAUAUACAAGAUAUAUUUGAAAGAGAAAAUGGAAAAACAUGGAGCAGUUAAAAUAUAUUUUGCUUCAAGGUGGAAUAUACUAGUUUCAAAACCUGAAUAUUUACUUGAAAUAUUUAAAUCAGAAGAUAUAUAUGCUAAAAGUGGAAAUCAAGAAAAGAUCCCCUACUCAGUAUUAUCAGAAUAUACUGGAGAAAAUAUAAUAAGUGCACAUGGUGAAUCUUGGAAGCUUUACAGAAGUAUCUUAAAACAGUCAAUUCAGUUUCCUAAGCUUGAACCAGUCAAUCAGAAUACAAAGAAAUUGAUUACUUUGUUGAAAACUGAAAUCAGCAAAAAUGGAAAUAUAUUACAUGUGACAGAUAUUCUACAGAAAUACUCUCUUGAAAACAUUGGAAAAUCAGUAUUGGGGAUUAAUUUCAAAUGUUUGGAAGAUGACGAAUCAAUAAUACACAAUAAAAUUAAAUUUUUGAAGCUGAAAAUAUUCAAUCCAUUAUAUCUAAAUUUUCCAUUCUUAGAUAAGCUUCAAAUUCCAAGCAGGCAAAAGGCUAGGAAAGAAGUUAUUAAGUUUAGGCACUACUUUAUUAACCAAAUAUUCACUUCAAGAGAACCUUCUGGAACACUUGGAACAGCUGGUAAUAAGUUGGUUGAAGCUUAUGAUAAUCAAGACAUAACCAUGAAACAAUUAAUAGAUAAUUCUAUUAUUUUAAUGGUAGCUGGUCAUGAAAAUCCUUUAUUGCUUAUGUUGUCUUUGUUGUUUGUCAUAGCAAAAUAUCCAUCUGUACAAAUUAAGAUAAGGAAUGAAUUAAAUAGCAAAGAUUUGGAAACUCCUUAUUUGUAUUCAGUGAUUUAUGAAACCUUGAGAAUAUAUCCACCACUUGGUCAAAUCAUCAACAGGAAAACUACUAGAAAUAUUAUCCUUGGAGGAUUAAUAAAAGUACCUAAAGGGGUAUAUGUAGGAUAUAAUAAUUUAGUAACUGGUAGAGACAAAACUGUUUGGGAAUUUUCUGAUGAAUUUCUUCCAGAGAGGUGGGGGAAGACAUCUAAUGAAAUUCAUAGUAAUUUUACAACUGCCAAGAGGAAUGCCACACUCCCGGCUUUCCAUGGUCGCAAAAGAGCAUGCUUGGGAGAAAAGUUUGCAAUAUUUGAAGUAAGGGCUCUCAUUAUUGAAAUCAUGAGCAAUUUUGAAAUUUCCUUAGUUGAAAAUUGGAAAGAGAAAAUAACUGCAGCAGGUCCAAUAUGUCCUUUGAAACUUCAAAUUAAAUUUCAAGAGAUUAAUUAGAUUCUAUUUAGGUAAUAAAUAUAACGCAUUUGACGCAUCUUAAAGCGCAAAUUUAUAAUUGCUUAAAUUUUUCGCAACACUUUUUGAGCAAAUUUUAAACU